Messenger RNA from Daldinia loculata, 2015 nucleotides. RefSeq names its product alpha-L RNA-binding motif-containing protein. Gene Ontology annotation, biological process: positive regulation of translational fidelity. The transcript is spliced from 3 exons. Lineage: Eukaryota; Fungi; Ascomycota; Sordariomycetes; Xylariales; Hypoxylaceae. Gene Ontology annotation, cellular component: mitochondrial small ribosomal subunit. Gene Ontology annotation, molecular function: structural constituent of ribosome; rRNA binding. Bases 152 to 1501 code for a protein of 449 amino acids. The record is from RefSeq and is a predicted model, not a curated record.
UAGUAAUCCGUAUCGCACGUGAUCACCAAUCAAGAAAUUUUGGCGGGUGCAAGUAAAAGUUCAAGAUCCAAAGAUCGCGGAACCUCGAACAGAGGAUCACGACCACUCCCGACGCCGUUGUUCGCAUACGGAACCCGGGACAGCAGCCGAGAUGAAGCCCAGAAGAUAUCACGGUCUGAAACGGCCAAAACUUCGGCAAAGUUGGAACAAAUACAACCUCUUCAACAUAUGGCGUACCAGAGACCCGAAGCUCGGAAAAGGCGAUCAAGAAACUUUCUUCCAGCAAAAAUGGAAGGCAAAGGGUAUGCUACGAAGCUACCACGGUGAACACGUCGUCGAGCGGAAGUGGGUGCGCAUGUUCAGCCGCCGCUUGCUAAGUGUCGCCGAUAUGGACCCCAAGUAUAUGGCCAAGUAUGAUGGUUCCGAAUUAGCCGCAGGUAGAGGAUCUGGCAAGGACACGCCGCCGAAUUGGUCGGAAACCGUUAUAAAGAAACCUAUCCCGACCCCUUACAUGCAGAUGACAUUUGCGCCUAUGGAGAGGAGAUUGGAUAUCGCUGUUUUCAGGGCUAUGUUCGCAAGUAGCGCAAGACAGGCAAGACAGUUCUGUGUCCACGGCGCUGUUAGGGUCAAUGGCAAAGUGAUGCCAUACCCCGCCUACCGUCUUAAUCCCGGCGACAUGUUCCAGGUCGAUCCUGAACGUGUCUUGUACGCAACCGGCAUCCCGAAACCGGAUCCGAACAAGUCGAAGGGCAAGAAAGCUUCGACCGAUGGUGCUAAGGAGGAAUCUGAGGAGCCAGUAGAAGAGGAGGCGGAGGCGGAGGCGGAGGAGGAGGUACAAGCAGCCGCCGAAGGAGAAGUCGCCGAAGCCAAAGAAGCAGAGGCGGUAGAACAAGACCCCGACACAACCGACGCGCCAGAACCGGUCAAGGUAGAUAUGAAGCCGACGCAGAACCAAAUACGGGAGAUAGUUCAACAAGCCAAGACUCUACUAAACGAGGAUGGCGAUCUUGGUGCGCACCAGAAGCAGCGGCUACGAAAAUUCAUCAAGGAUCUACGCCCUCUGACCUCUCGCGCCAGCCGCGCCGAUGCCUCCCCGAUAGAGAUCGCCUCCGAGCUCUCAGACCUAGUCUCGGGGCUCAAUAUAUCUGGCUCCUCUAGCGAGGACGCCCCAGCCGCAAGGGAACAGUCUUCAUCGACGGAUUCUUUCAACGACCUUAGCAAAUUAGAGCUCGAGAAGCUGGAGCGGCGUGUGGCCGAAUACCUGCGCGAGGAGGAGGACAACCCAUGGGACCCUAGCAAGCCGUACAAGACACCUUGGCGGCCGCGCAACUACAUGGCGCCCUUCGCCUUCAUCCCCAAGUAUCUCGAAGUCAACCACAACAUCUGCGCUGCCGUCUACCUACGGCAUCCCGUCGCAAGGGUCGGUAGCGCCGAGGUCCCAACGCCCUUCCCCGAACCCGUCAACCAGCUGGCUUUCAACUGGUACCUGAGAAGAAGGUAAAGUGGUAAAAGAAAAAGGAAAAAAAAAACCGAGGCUUAAGUUGGUCUGCUACGGCCCUGCGGAGAAAGGGUCUAUAACAUUGGCUUGGUCCGAACCUAGAACAGACUAUAUGAGACGUAGUCAGCCAAUAUACCGGCACAUCUCGAUAAACAUACGUUGUAUAUUAUGAAAGCUUACGACCUAAGGAACUUCUCAACUUAGCUCGUUUGGCUGGCUACUUCGGGGCAGCUACAUCGGCGGCCUGGUAGGCGGAGAUCCUUCUCUGUGCAUAUACCUUUAUAGAGAUAGCAUGUACAAUAUGAUGUAUAUGGUCGCCAGCGAGCGUUAUCAUCCUUGUUGCCGGACUUCAUAGUAGUGCGUAGUAUUAUGCGGUAUAGACAUUGACAACACCACUCACAGGAAAUCAAGUUAUAACUUUGCUUAUAGUAGGUAGACCGAACAAUUCAAAAUACUUAAUACUAUGUACCAAGGUAGGGGGAGGAAUAUAGCAUAUAAGUACCUAUAUAUUCUCUAC